CAUAGCGCAUAGCGGGCAGCGGCACUUGGCGGUUGAACGUUGCGUUAUCUCUAAUGUAAACGUAUUUUCAUUUUCAUUCCAAAUUUAAAAGUAUUAGAAAUGUGUAUAUUAUUUACUGUGCCUUAAACUAUUUUAUUAUUUAAUAAGAAAUGUAAUAUAAUAAAAAUUUUGUCUGCUUCAGAGUGCACAAAUAGUUCCAAGAAAUAAGUAAAAAAGCUAUGGCUACAGAUAGAGAAGAUGAGGGCUUUGAGGCCUUACUAAAGCCCAUUCAAGACUUAACAAGAAAUUGGGAAUUUGACCUUUCAUUGCAUUUGGAAGAAUACAUGAAUUACAUUCGUCAAAUGUAUGGUGACAACAUUCCUGAUAUGAACUUUGCUCAGGCUGCAGUUCUCGUUCAAAAUUCAGCCAAUAUCUACAGCAAGAAAGUGGAUUUCCUCUUCACAACAGUGUUGCAGCUGCUUGACACGCUCAGUAAAAAACAGCGCAUGCUCGGCAUUCAACCAGAGCAGGGCAGUCCCCGGAAAUGGGGUAGUAGGAAAGAGGCCAAAAACCAAGAGAACCAAGACGAUGAUGCAGGUCAGCCUAAUGAACGACGGAGAAAACCGGCAGCUGUUCUAGAAACAGAAGAAUUUGUUUAUUUUGAUGAACUGUGUUCAGAUCGAGUCACAUCAUCCAAUUUAGAUAAAGAAAAAGCUAAAGUUACAAAAAGGCCCAAACAGAAGAUUGUUCUAAAUGCUGCAAUAAAAGUUAAAGCCAAAGAAAAAACCUCAUGUAACGUUUACCAUUGUGGACAUGAUGUGAUGGGAAAGAAAGAAGAAUUCAGGUUACACUGGAGAAUAUGUUCUGCUGGAACAUUACAUGAAGAAUUUGUCAUCAAAAAGAGCAGAUUCAAAUCAAUGGACCCUCUGGAAAUCACGGUGUGUGUACCCACGGCCCUUGAUGAAUCUCACCACGACUAUGAUGCUCCCUGUUCCCCUCUCAGUGAUGGAGGCCUUCCCAUACCUGAUGAAGCGGAACCUGUUCCUCCCCUGGUUUCAACGCUCUUCCCUGCUGGUCCUAUUGAAAGAGAGAGUGAGGAGGGUAAAGGCCUUGCUAGCGGCAAGUUAAGGAAAGAAGCAGAAAAAAUAAUGGAUGUUAAUAUACUUGACUGGGCUCCAAACGACUUUAAUGCUAAUACUGUCACGGAGAAACCAAUAAAAAAAAGAAAAGUUGUAAAACUACCACCAGGACUUGAUGAUGAAAAGAAAAGAAAGCAUUUUCAAGAAAACUUGGUAUUCUCAUUCACCAUCACAGAUGUGUUUGUAAAAAAAUGUAAAAAUACCAGUCUUGGACGUGAUUUAGAGUUGUAUUGCCAAAACAAAGUUGCUGCUCAACAAAAAAGGCAACUUCUUCAACAACAUCGCGCCAAGUAUCAAGCAUAUAUGGAGCGAGAAGCAGGCAUUGAUCAAGUUGAAGAUUUUCAUGGAUUUUAUAAUGAAGAACAGGACAGUGACAAUGAGCAUGAUUUUGAAGGGUUUGAUGGUCCCCAUGAUGAUGAUGAUUGUGGCCCUGAAGUUGAUAUUCCUCCACCUGAUAAAGAUAAUAUUAUGGAACCUCUUUCAACUGACCCUGGUUGGAAGGGAGAUGAUGUUAACACAUACGACAACGAGGCAUUGAGAACACUAGAAGCAUACAGAUCGAGGAAGAUUGAUCAUGGCAGAAUAACAGACAUGGCAAGAAGGGUUGAAGAAUGGCAUCAAAAAAUAACACCAAAACUGAUGGCAGCAGAAGAAAGAAGUAGUUUUGACAUUCAUGCCUAUGGGGGUAAAGUGCUUGAAUCAUUCUCUGAGGAAAUAGGAAGUAUUAAGCCUUUUGAGGAUAUUGUAGCCGGGCAGCCUAGAGAAGAAGUGGCAAGGUAUUUCCUGGCUACCUUAGUUUUGGCUAACCAAUAUAAUGUAGAGAUUACUGAAACACAACCAGGAGACUUAAAUGUGGACUGUGUACAAUUAAAACUUCUCAGUGUGGUCCGGCACCACGAAGAGUUGGAUGACAACAUGAGGCAAACUUCAGACAAAUGAGACAAUUAAUAUGGUCUGUCAAAAUAGAAUGAAUUUACUAAAUCUGGUUUUAAAAAUAGAUAUUGUCACACUUGUAUUAAAAGAGUGGCUACCCGACCAUCUAAAUCGGGAAACCAAGAAUAAGCCGAACAUUUUGUAUAGCUUGGAAAAUCUCAAAAAUAAUUUUUUUCCUUCACAGAAUUUAUGAAAGUGAAGAAUAUUUUAAACAGCUUUUAGAAUUGGGAGCUGAUAUUUCAUUCAUUGCCUUUUGUGCAACCUUUCAUCGGUGAAACUAGAUAGUCAACAUUUGGGCAGUGUUGCUGAAUGGAUUACAGAGAGCAUCAAUAACGUCUGAUUGUGUGAUUUGUUUAAAGAUAUGUUCAUCUAUGUUAAUAAUUAACACAUUAUAAGAGCAACUGUGAUAGGUAUCAGUACCUAUCUCUUUUCCAGAAUAUAAAUUCACCUCUCUUUGGUAAUUUCCACAGCAGACUGCAUGCUAUGGAAAUUAUUGAUGGAAGUGCUAUGGAGGUAUCAGUUGUUAGUGUAACACAAUUUACAUAUAUGGUUAGAGAUUAUAUUUGUUUUUGCCCACAGCACUUCUGUGGUAGCUAAAAUAGUUGCCUCUUAUAAUAAAAGGAGAUUACUUAUAAAGAUAAUAAUAUUUGUUUUGCAGUUAGUGAAUUUAACCUUUUAUCAGAAUUUCUUAGUUAUAGCUAAUCCACAAAUUUUCAAUCCAUCAGAAGUUACACAAUUAAUUACUGCAAAAAAUACGUAGAUAACCACAGCUAGGAAUAUUGUCAUUUUGUAAAUUAUAUCUAGCUUUAAUGUUCAUCUAUUCUUCAUGUAUGUUUGUGCAUCACCACACAUCCAUGUGCAUAUGAAAGCUUCUAAGUGAAGUCCGAUGUACAAACAUAUCAUAGUCUUGAAUGAUGUUUAUAAUAAUUGUAACUUAUUCUUAGCAAACUGAAAUUGCCAGGACAUUUUAUGUUUUGUGAACAAUAUAUGUGAAUAUUCCUAAGGUCCUGAAUGACUGCAACAGUCACAAGUAUCAGGUAUGAUACACACAUUAUUUUGUAGGUCUAGAGAACAUGAUGGAAGUUGUUCUUUGAAGAGCUUGUCUACAGGCUUCAUCCAUAUAGAAUGUUUGAUUUGAAAACACAGUUCCCUCUUCAGGGCAAAAAGAGCUGACCUGAAUUUUGUGCAGAGUGCAUCAAUAUGUGGGUUUUCAAGUUAUCCAUAAUCAAACGUAACUCAAAUGCUCUAUAGCCUCUAAUCUUGUAAGAUUUGGCAGGCCUGAAAUGUGAUCCUUCCAUCUCCGAAAGGUGAACACACCCACCUGGACAGUGUUAAAGAUGCAAUACUGCCAAACCAUGCUGCCUGCAAUAAAGGUGUUAAUUUAAAGUGGUUUUUUUUUUGUUUUUCUGCAUUGUAUCAAGAUGUAACUGUGGUAAGAAUUUUAUGAAUGGACAAACAAAACAAAACCCAGGACUGAGCCUUGCGGAACAUCCUUUUUAAAUACUCAUUAGUCCAGGUAUUCCCUUCAAAUUGCUUUAAAAACCUUUUAAGACCAUAUCUCCUAGCCCCAGAGCUUGUAAUUAAAAUAGUAUAAGACUGUGAUGUAGGCUAGCUUUACUGACGUUGAUCUUAGAUAGUAAGUCAUUGCUCUUGAAAAGACAAAGCAGCCAUAUAAGAACUAUUUUUCUAUAACUUUACAUACAACUGGAACUAAAGAAAUAUGUCUAUAAUUUGUUAAAUUCCCUUUUGCUACUUUCUUUAUGCAAUGGAUUCUUCUUUGAAGCUAAGUUUAGUGGAAAUGUUCCCCCGUUAAAAAAUAUUUGACUUUUGCAUAAUUGAACACUUUUUAAUUUAUAUUUAUUCUAUGUUCCUAGGUUGUUGCUGGCACCUACCAAAGUUGCUCUUGGAAUGCUGUUUUCAAAAAUAUUUUUUUAACAUAUUGAAUGUUCAGACAUUUGCCGUUUUAUUCAUUUUCCCUGAUACACUUACAUUAAUUAUAAUCAAAGUAGUUGACAACCCCCUUUUACUUUAUUAGCAUCUUAUUUUAAUAUUUCAGUUUAUAAAUGCUGGACAUUGAUUUAAUUAGAUAAACCAUUGAUAUCAGUUUUUUUUUUUUUAUAUAACACAAAAACAUAUAUAAACAAUGGUUUUAAAAUGAAUAAGUUAUGUAACUGGAAAUAUAAUGCAAGUCAUAAAAUGCUUAGGUUUUUGUUUCCCAUAUAAACAAAAAACAAUAAUAAUCAGUGACAGUUCAAUAUUUUGAUUUAAAUAGUAUCUUGGGAAUGGUUGGUCUUAGGAUGGUGCAAUAGAUUAAAAAUGCAUUCUUGUUGCUUCAAGUUAUAGCAUUCAAUAUUAUUCAUCCAUAAAGUUGAAAGUGAAAUUUGGGUAAACGUUUCGUUGUUCAAGCCUUUUUCUACCAGAUCUUGAGUACUGGCAAAAUUAUAGUCAUAUAAAAAUAAUUUUCAGUCCACCGCAAAUAUAUAUUUUACCUCGCGAACAUUUAACAUGCAAUAUUGGACUGCCAUAUGCCUUGCAGUUGGGCAGAAGUACCAUAUUGGUUUGAUCUCUUUAUAUUUUCCAGUAAUAUAUUGUCUAAACGUAACAGAAUGGUAAAGGAUGAAUAUUUUGUAUACACAGUGUUAAAAGUUGAAACAUUGAAAGACAAAAAGAUUUAAAGGUAUAAUACAGCUAAAAUUGGUGGUAGUGAAUUUUCACUGUGGCAUCUCAUAUGCACAGCUAGUAAUAUAAGUCACUGUGACACUAAAAGGAUUAAAUACAGCAUUAAAGUUGCUUGUAUUUUAUUUAAAUACCAACUAGGGAAUUAGAAUUUUUUUAACUAGGAAAACCGUAGAACAAUAGCAUGUAAAAUGGUUUAGAGUGGACACUCUGAUUAAUAAAAUAUUGACAAGACAUAUAAAAAUAAAUAGAUUUCUUCAUCAAAGCUCACUGUUGUGUAAUGUCUCUAACACUGUUGGUAUGCCCAUCCUUAUGUGUUCAUUACUUGUCUAAAAAAAUUGUUUUUGUUUAUUUUAGGUGAAAUUGUCUUAAGACUAUUGUCCUCAUAAGUAUGUCAAGUUAUUGUUAAUAAAUAUACAUUCAUUUAAUCAAUGUUGGCAGUGCUCUUCAGUGCAUUUCAUUGGUGAACAAAGUAUAGUUUAGCCUUAGCAAAGUAACAUGGUGUUGUUAACAAUCAAAUUGAACAUUUAUCUUUUCUCCUAGUGAUCUUACAAAGUAAAUAAUGAAAAAAGUAAAACAUCAUAAAUGAUUAUAAUUUUUUAGAAGUUUUACCUGUCCUUAAACAAUAGUAAUGUUCUCAAAUGUAUAGCCACUCUCGUAAGAGAGGCUCAAAGACAAAAGUAUUUGAUAUCAAGUACUCCAGAUUUUAGUCACAUAACACUCUUUAAUAUAAAUUUUAAAUAUGUUGACUUGUACAUAUGCCUUAUUAGUAUUUAUUUGUAAUGUAUAUAUUUAUAGCUUUUAAAAUAAAAUAGGUAAAUAUAUUUUUACUUUUGUA
Molecule: messenger RNA, 5565 nt
Organism: Homalodisca vitripennis (glassy-winged sharpshooter)
Lineage: Eukaryota; Metazoa; Arthropoda; Insecta; Hemiptera; Cicadellidae
Product: condensin-2 complex subunit H2-like
Exons: 15
Coding region: 219-2057 (612 amino acids)
Biological process (GO): mitotic sister chromatid separation; meiotic chromosome condensation
Cellular component (GO): nucleus; condensin complex
Molecular function (GO): chromatin binding
Source: RefSeq, a predicted model, not a curated record